Oryzias latipes (Japanese medaka) is the source of this 2766-nucleotide messenger RNA. Its product is annotated as SR-related and CTD-associated factor 4. Gene Ontology annotation, molecular function: RNA polymerase II C-terminal domain phosphoserine binding; RNA binding. Lineage: Eukaryota; Metazoa; Chordata; Actinopteri; Beloniformes; Adrianichthyidae. The record is from RefSeq and is a predicted model, not a curated record. Gene Ontology annotation, biological process: negative regulation of termination of RNA polymerase II transcription, poly(A)-coupled. Gene Ontology annotation, cellular component: nucleus.
CAUUUUCAGAGUGGAACAGUCCAAGGCCGCGAAAGGCUGCUGCUAAGCAAAGAUCCUCCUAGCGUGGCUAUCCAAAUGUAUAUGUUCGACACAGUUGUUCUAGCGCUAGUUUUUUAAUUGGAACAUUUAUUUAAAUGUUUAUCUUUGUGUUAGAGUCACCUAAAAGAGCGCUAUAAUCGACCUGUUUUCAACAUUAACUUAGAGUGAUGGAGGCAGUCAACGCAUUCAACAUGGAGCUGUUCUCCAUGAUUGACAUGAAGCCCCCAAUAUCCCGAGCUAAAAUGAUGUCUGUAACUAAAGCAGCUAUUAAAGCAAUAAAGCUUUACAAACAUGUUGUUCAGAUUGUUGAGAAGUUCAUCAAGAAGUGCAAGCCAGAAUUAAAAGUUCCCGGAUUAUAUGUUGUUGAUUCCAUUGUUCGACAAUCCCGUCACCAGUUUGGUGUUGAAAAGGAUGUUUUCGGACCCAGGUUCUUGAAGAACUUUGCAGAUACCUUCCAUUACCUUUUUCUAUGUCCAGAGGAUGAUAAGAACAAAAUACUGCGUGUCCUGAACCUGUGGCAGAAGAAUGGUGUGUUUGAGAUGAACAUUCUUCAGCCUUUGAUGGACAUGGCUGCUUCUGUCACUACAUCGUCUCCCACACUUGGAGUUCCUGUUGCCCCACAAAAGGAUGCAGAACCUUUGGUCGGUAAUGCCUCUGUUUUAGCUGAUGAACCCCAACUACCCACAUCUGAUGCCUUAGCUGCUGUGGCACAGCUGCUUCAAUCCCCCCACUGUCAGGAAUUACAGAGGAUGCUUCAGAACCUUCAGCAAGCAGAUGCAUCUACUGUAAACACUAACAAUUUACCCAGCCCACCAAUGAUGCCAGUUUCCAAACUCAACCAAUGUAGUGGCCGAAGUGCAAAUAAAAGUUCUUUGGCAGAGAAACUGCUUGAUCGAUUUGACUAUGAUGAUGACCCAGAGGACAUGCAAGUUUCAGAGGACAACAAUCAAUUACAAAGCCUUUCUGAAAGCUUGUUGAGACGGUUUUCAGACCAGGGAGCUGGAACAGACUUUCAUGGUGUGAUGGGGGACACGGCAGAAAUAAAGCAAUUUGGAGGAAGUCACGUUGAACGUCAUUUGAUACCAGAUGGAUACCAUUCUCACGACAAUUACCUGCAAACAAAGGAAAGUUCUGUUGAAAGGCAUAGAAGGGAAGGCAGACGCAGAGGUUAUGGCAAGAGAUCCAGAUCCAGAAGUCGUUCCAGAUCUCCAAGGAAAAGAUCAAGAUCUUCAUCUCGCUCAGAGAGAUCAAGACACAGAGGCUCUCGUUCCAGAGAGCGACACUGGAGAUCCCACUCCAAUUCUCAGGACAGGAAUCAAAGCGAGAAAGACCGAGAACGUAGACAGAAGGGUCUCCCCAGCAUAAAGAGUCAAACACUCAGCGUUUGCAGUACUACACUUUGGGUUGGACAGCUUGACAAGAAAACUCAGCAGUCGGAUGUAACAUCCCUUUUGGAGGAGUUUGGCCAGAUUGAGUCUAUCCAUAUGAUACCUCCAAGGGGUUGUGCCUACAUUGUCAUGGUUCACAGACAAGAUGCAUAUACAGCUUUGAAAAAACUCAGUCGAGGGUCUUAUAAAGUCAACCAGAAGCCUGUGAAGAUUGCUUGGGCUUUAAACAAAGGUAUAAAAUCAGCACACAAAAAGUUUUGGGAUGUGGAACGCGGCGUUUGUUACAUUCCCUGGAGCAAAGUGAAAGUCGAGGAGUUGGAGAGCUAUCGGGAAGGGGGUAUGCUGGAUGCAGAGACUCUUAAUCCAGAGUGGAAGUUUGGCAAGGAACUCAACCACCAGGCAGCUGUAAACGGGGUGCUGGAAGGGGUUCCAGAUGACGGUGUCAGUACUCUUGUUCAGAUGCCAAUAAUUCAGCAGACAGAUCCGCUAGGAAGCCCCUCUUCUUAUUCUGGCCCCAUCAUGCUUUCUCCCACCUCAUUGCCUCCAGGAGGAGCUCCUUUCAUGCCUGCAAAGUAUGACCUUGCAAGUUUGUCAGCCGCUGACAAAGAAUCUGCUAUGGAUGCUGGGAUCUGUAACCAGAUGGGAUCUCCAGGCACAUCAGUGAUGACCCUAAGCCCUCCAGCAAUGCAGGGACCCCCAGGACCACCAAUCCCCCCAAUGCAGCCUCCUCCCGGCAUGCCGAAUCCUCACGUCCCGCCUUAUCUGGCGUCUCCAAACAUGCAGCACAUGCCCCCUCAGAUGAUGCCAGACGGACCAGUCUUUCCACCAAACAGAUUCCGAAUGCGCAUGCCUUUCCCUCCUCGUGGCCCCCCUUUCCAAAGUUGCCCACCUGUGGGACCUGAGGGCAUAGGGGACAGGGAGGGGCCAUUUUUCAGAGGUGUUAGACCGGGCUUCCACAUUCCACCUUUUCAGAGGGGGAGAUGGUGAUGAACUCUGAUGUUUUUGCUUCACCUUCCUGUAUUCACAUUUGUACAUAUUUGUAUAUUUAAGUUGAAUCAGUUUGUUGCAGAUAUCCACAAAGGCCGAGUAUAUAUGUGUGUGUUCUUAAUUUGUCUUUUGAUUUGAAUAUUGAAGAAAAAAAUCAAUUGUAAAUUGAUUUUCAUUUGGCCUCAUUUUUUACCAGAAACAUUGGAUUUGAUUUGAAGAUCUAAUGUUCUGCCAGUAGAGGGUAGAGUAGUUCUCAUGCCUGUUUUUUUCUCCCAGUCCUCCUGUAAACAAAGGUCACACCUUGAAAGGUAAUGUGAUGUAAUUAUUAAAGAAAAAAGCUGUCUACUGUUUG